Molecule: messenger RNA, 2052 nt
Organism: Oncorhynchus keta (chum salmon)
Lineage: Eukaryota; Metazoa; Chordata; Actinopteri; Salmoniformes; Salmonidae
Exons: 6
Coding region: 486-1340 (284 amino acids)
Biological process (GO): negative regulation of cell population proliferation; negative regulation of cyclin-dependent protein serine/threonine kinase activity
Cellular component (GO): cytoplasm
Molecular function (GO): cyclin binding; cyclin-dependent protein serine/threonine kinase inhibitor activity
Source: RefSeq, a predicted model, not a curated record
AAUUGGCAUAACAUUUUCAGAUGUGAUCUCACCUUCUUUGCAGUGAGUUGGAAGUAGACUAAAGCACAACGCCAUUUCCAAAAUGUAUAGUGAGGAAUGCAGACAGACAUCAUGGGGAGGACUUUUAACAAAAACUACCCCGAGAAAUGUUGCAUGCCAAGCAAUACGGACUUGAAGAGGUGACGCCAAGGAGUAGAUCUAUUACGUUGAUCUGCUGUGUAUUUUCCUCGCGUGCUGCUGACUUUAUGGCACGCGCUCGCGUUUUGCGCGGGACUUUGAUAUCGUUUGUUGGCCUUAAAUGCAGGCUGGAUUGGAAACCAGCUGGCUAACGUUAGCCUAUUAAAAUAUGUUUUUAUUGUAGGGCCGUUCUGGUAUUGGCUAGGAUACCAGGCAGUAGUUUUAUUUCAAGACUAUUAUUAGUUGAUUAAAGGUCACGUUCUACAUUAGUAUUCGUAUUUCAGCUGCUCUUCCCUCCCAGGGUAACAAUGUGGCACCUAGCAGACAGAGUUGUUAAUAAUCCUGGGCAUUUUACUCCGGUAGAACAACCAGAGGCAGAAGAUGGUGAUCAGUUCCUCUCGUUUGCCAAGAGGUCCAAGGUUGUGCAGCGUCAGUGUUCAGAGAUGGAGACUGAGCCUAGCCCUCCCCCACAGUCUAGCUCCUUGUCUCAGAGUAGAGACAAUUUCUGGCACAGGAUUCUAUGUCAGCCAAGUGAAGUGUCUCCUGAGCCCACCCCAUCCUACGGCCCAUUUCAGAUGCAGAUGUUUUCAAAUAAACCUGAAGGACUAGUUGGCGUGGACAUGGCAGGAUCACCUCCAGCAGGACAGAGAGUUAAAAAAGGGGGAAGGCUGGGUCUAGGAAAGCUACCUUCUCCAGUGGAACUGAUGGGCCGGAAGAAGAAGGGGAGGACAGGGGGUGCAGCACAGAGCAGCCAGGUGGUGCAACCCAGGGUGGCAGCAGUGCUGCAGCACAUUGGGGACCUCCGCAGGAGACAGAGCUCUAUUGACCAGUUGAAGCAGGGGAGUUGGUGGGGCUCCAAACCCAGGUGUAAGGCAGAAAAGGGCCGUUCCCAGAGGCAAGCAGAGGACAGCAGCAUGACUAUCAGCACCACAGUGGAGAAGCCGGAUGAAGCUACGGACUACCUCAGUCCAACCCUCACUCGUCCUUACACCCAGGAGGGUCUGUUUGGAGGAUUUGAACAAGCAUCCCAUCUUGCUCCUGGAGGAAAUCCGAUGCUGUCAUUUGUCCUGGCAACUGCUGAUAGACAAGCCAAGGGGGGUUGGCAAGGCCCUCGUUUGUCCCACAAUGAAUUUUGGGGUAUUGGGCACACUCCAGAGGAAUAAUUGAAUUUUUGUUACAUUUCUCCAAAGCACUUGUGGAGUUCACAUUGUAUAAGGGCUCGUAGUUUAUAUUGAUCAGAUUCAGAGUUUAAGGGAUAUGUUUUACAAUGUUACAAUUCAUUUGUUCAGAUUUUACUACUUAAAAAUGAUGUACAACAUUUGGUCAGUUAAUUUUAUACUGGAUAGCCAAGCAAUGAAAAAAAAGUAAAUAAAUACAUAACAUUGCAUUCCAGUGUGACUAGUAUGGUCUUGAACUGGGGAGCGUUAUAUGAAGAAAUGAAUUGGAGAAAAAAAAGGAUUUGACUUGCCUGCUCCUGUUUUGACAGACAGAGCCCAUCCCUCUCCUCUCAGAAGUUCUGGCGAGGCAGUCUUUGAGGUAGUGGAGUGCGAAACUGGUGGCAUCCGCCUUCAACUGAGUCCAUCUCUCAAAUGACCCUUUGACCUGUUCUGUAAUAGCCAGACAAGCACAUAGGCCUGACUAGAAGUACAUGUAUUCAUUUUUGGCUAUCAAGUACUCCUUUUCCCUCGAGAGCCAAGCAUAUAUACAUUCAUUAAUUAUAAUGUAGUCUAUAGUGCUUCAAACCUACUGAACUGUAUUCCCUUUUCAUUCAGUUAUUAGAAUCAGUUAUUUUUAUGAACCACUUGCCUGUCUUGGUCACUGCCUUUCUUAAAACAAAUUGUAGUACAAACAUUUAAUAAAGACAUUAACUUUUAG